UGGAAUAGGAAGCUGGAGAAAGAGAGAUUUGGAUUGGUUACUCUUCAGGCGACUCGCCCAAGAGGCGGGUUCGUCACGUUCGCACAGCCCGCUGGAAUGUUUAGGGCAUGCGCAGAGCGACAGGUGAAGGCGCCGGGUAACAUGAACCCGCUGACCAAAGUGAAGCUGAUCAAUGAGCUGAACGAGCGUGAAGCCCAGCUGGGUGUGCAAGAGAAAGUAUCCUGGCAUGCUGAGUAUAGUGACAGCGCAUGGGUGUUUGUGGGGGGUUUACCAUACGAGCUGACUGAAGGAGACAUCAUCUGUGUCUUUUCACAGUAUGGGGAAAUUGUGAACAUCAACCUGGUACGUGAUAAGAAGACAGGGAAAUCCAAAGGCUUUUGCUUCAUUUGCUAUGAAGAUCAGCGAAGCACCAUUCUUGCCGUAGACAACUUCAAUGGGAUCAAGAUCAAAGGAAGGACAAUUCGUGUGGACCAUGUAGCUAACUAUCGUCCUCCCAAAGACUCUGAGGAUAUUGAUGACAUAACCAAAGCCCUCCGGGAAAAAGGAUGUGGCAUUAAAACACCUCCCCCCAGUUCACCUGAAUCCUCAGAAGAUGAGGAAGUGGAAGUGAAGAAGCACAAAAAAGAAAAAAGCAAGAAGAAGAAAAAAGAAAAGAAAGAGCAUCGGAAACGUAUGAAAGAGGAGCUCCCUGCAGAUGCACCACCUGCUAAAGCCAAGAUCAAAGUGGAGAGGGAAGAUCCAGGCUAUGAACGAUAUGCUGGUGCAAGUCAGCAAACCUCGAGCUCCUCUGGGCACAAACCCGCCAGCUGGGCAGUGCAAGAACAAGAACUCAUGUAUGAACGUGUGAGAGAGAGGUCAAGAGAGAGAGGCGGGCAAGGUAAAAGAGAAAGAUCUCCAGAAAGGGAUCAGAGAGGAGAGGGAUCUCGAGACAAGGGCAGAGAAAGGCAUUGGCACGACCAGAGAGAGGGAUCUGGAGAGAAGUUUCAAGAGAAAGUCAGAGAGAGGGACCAGCAGGAUCAGAGAGAGGGGUCUCGAGAGAGGGGCCGGUAUGAUCAGAGAGAGCGGUCUCGAGAGAGGGGCUGGCAAGAUCAGAGGGAGGGGUCUCGAGAGAAGGUCAGAGAUUGGGACCGGCAGGAUCAGAGGGAGGGGUCUCGAGAGUGGGGCACAGAGAGGGGCUGGCAGGAUCAGAGAACAUCUCAUGUCGACCGGGGUGAGGAGAAGCAUAAGAAAACAGAAGACAGAACGAGAGCAGCAGAAAGCAGGAGAUCCCGAGAGCGAUGGGAGAACAGAGACAAACCACCCAGGGAGAAGGAGUCUUCCAGACACUACUAACCUUCGUGUUCCACCUUUGCAAGUGCAAACAGACACAAGGGGGGUGGGGGUGGACCUACUGCUGCACCAGCUCAGUGAAAAGAGGGAGAGAGCCCUGGCUGCUGGCAGGAAUUUCUCUGCAGCUCUGUGCUGCUCUGCUUGGCAGAAAAAGGCCCAAGAACUGAACUCUUCGGAUUCAUUGGUCUGGACAUGAGAGAGCUGCUGGGGACCAUCUUCACUUUGGCCAGAAUGGUGUGGCUUGGGUAUCUUUUUUUUUAAACACAUUAUGUAGAAACUCAGAUUUAAUAAAUGUGCUUCAAGCAUUUGCAACAGCC
Molecule: messenger RNA, 1646 nt
Organism: Heteronotia binoei (common prickly gecko)
Lineage: Eukaryota; Metazoa; Chordata; Lepidosauria; Squamata; Gekkonidae
Gene: RBMX2
Product: RNA binding motif protein X-linked 2
Exons: 6
Coding region: 97-1332 (411 amino acids)
Biological process (GO): mRNA splicing, via spliceosome
Cellular component (GO): precatalytic spliceosome; catalytic step 2 spliceosome; U2 snRNP
Molecular function (GO): RNA binding
Source: RefSeq, a predicted model, not a curated record